GGGACCCCGCUAGCCAGCGCAGCGCAACGCAGCCGCAGCGGAGCGGAGGAGCGCACACAGCAGGCCAUGGGCAAAUCAGCUUCCAAACAGUUUAAUAACGAGGUCCUGAAGGCCCACAACGAGUACCGGGCCCAGCACGGUGUCCCGCCCCUGAAGCUUUGUAAGAAGCUCAACCGGGAAGCCCAGCAGUAUUCGGAGGCCCUGGCCAGCACGAGAAUUCUCAAGCACAGUCCAGAGUCCAGUCGUGGCCAGUGUGGAGAGAACCUUGCGUGGGCGUCCUAUGAUCAGACAGGAAAGGAUGUGGCUGAUAGGUGGUACAGCGAAAUCAAGAGCUACAACUUCCAGCAGCCUGGUUUCACCUCAGGGACUGGGCACUUUACAGCUAUGGUAUGGAAGAAUACCAAGAAGAUAGGCGUGGGGAAGGCAUCUGCGAGUGACGGGUCCUCCUUUGUGGUGGCUAGAUACUUCCCAGCAGGGAAUAUUGUCAACCAGGGCUUCUUCGAAGAGAAUGUCCCACCUCCAAAGAAGUAGCUCAUGCCACCAAAUGUGACGAGAUGGGGAUGCAUAUAUGAAGUGCCUAUAGAACCACAAAACGCCAGCGAGUGUCAGUCCCCGUGGGUGUGUGUAUUUAUGUGUUUACCUGUGAGCAUCUCUCGUGACAGUUGCACCUGAGCUCCUUCUGACUGAAGGAUGGCCAUCCGAAACAUUUGUCCAGAGGGUUAGCUAGACCACAAUUGGGUAAGAUUAGUUCUAAAAUCUUUUUUCUGUUUUUGUUUUGUUUUUAUUUUUGUUUUGUUUUGUUUUUUUUGUUUUGCUUUUAUUUUUGUUUUGUUUUUUCAAGGCAGGGUUUCUGGGUGUAGCCUUGGCUGUCCUAGAAUUUGCUCUGCAGACCAGGCUGGCAGAGAUGCACCUCCCUGUGCCUGGUUUUUGUUGGUUUUGUUUUUGUUUUUUAAAGCAGAUUUCAUUUGAAACUUUCUUCCUUCUAAUAUCCAUCCUUGGGCUUUGAAGAUUCUGAAUAUUUGCCAUUCUGAGAAGUGAGGUCUUUCCUAAGCCCUUCCUGCACUGUAAUCUUCUUGUGGUAGAUACUGAAGGGAUCGACACGUCCUUUAGGUGUGACAUAAAGCAGCUAGUGUUAGAAACAUGUGGCCAGCUGCAUUUCACAGGAUCAGUGAGAACUCUCAGUCUCAGUUGGAAGACAUGAUAUCAUCCUGCAUCCUCCAGGAAUCUCUAAUAGAAUUGCCAAAGAACAAACGGAGAUGGAAAAAAAGAGCCUUACAUCCUUGAAGUUUUUCAACCUUUAAAGAGCAAAUACCACAGCUACUAGCACCUCUCACACCUCACAUGUGGGUUGUUUGUUUGUUUUUGUUUUUUGUUUUUAAGUUUCAUUGCUCACAGCCCUACUCUGGCUUCUGGGGGGCGGGGCUAGGUCUGGAAUGCAGCCCUGCACCCCAGUCAUCUCAAGCCUCCCCUCUCCUUGUCUGGGCUCCUGGCCAAGGCCUUGGACUAUGAUGAAGUCAAUAGAGCAGAGGUGAGGGUGAGCUUCACUUGGGGGCCCUGGAGGAAGCCCCAAAGCCUCUGUCCUUCCCCAACCCUGCAGGCGGUGACCACCCAGGCCUGUCCCCGGCAGCUGUGGCUACAGCUGCGUCUUGGCUUCCUCUCGGAAUGUGUGACAAGCCCAAAUGCUCCAGGGAGGAGGCCCAAACAAGGAGAUUAGGAACGCUAAUUUGAUCCUGUGUUUUGCCUCAAACUAUACACAGUUUCCUCUGAAAGAACUGAUUUAACCAGGUCUGCCAGGGAGGGAUCAAGCCAGAGGUUCAAAGGUGGAUCCCUGAAAUGGUGGUAUCUCCUCCUGCAAGGAGAUAAAAGGGUUGUUGGCCUAAUGACAGCAAGGCUGGCUGGUCUUUGUUACACUGUGAACAGUCCCACACUGCUGCCACUUGGUUCAUUCAGGGAUAGCAACAAACAAAUGAGACAAUAAAAUCCUUUCCUUUUUGUGUAA
Messenger RNA from Mus caroli (Ryukyu mouse), 1999 nucleotides. RefSeq names its product GLI pathogenesis related 2 (gene Glipr2). Lineage: Eukaryota; Metazoa; Chordata; Mammalia; Rodentia; Muridae. Gene Ontology annotation, cellular component: extracellular region. The record is from RefSeq and is a predicted model, not a curated record.